Molecule: messenger RNA, 2877 nt
Organism: Trichoderma harzianum CBS 226.95
Lineage: Eukaryota; Fungi; Ascomycota; Sordariomycetes; Hypocreales; Hypocreaceae
Exons: 4
Coding region: 1-2877 (958 amino acids)
Biological process (GO): protein polyubiquitination; ubiquitin-dependent protein catabolic process; positive regulation of proteasomal ubiquitin-dependent protein catabolic process
Cellular component (GO): cytoplasm; ubiquitin ligase complex
Molecular function (GO): ubiquitin protein ligase activity; zinc ion binding; ubiquitin conjugating enzyme binding
Source: RefSeq, a predicted model, not a curated record
AUGCGGUUGGAAUCAAGUCGAGAUCCUGGUGCUGCCACUGUCCGCUCUGGACGACGGAAACUCAGACCUGGCGAACCAAGCGAUUGGAAUCAGAAGGCCAACGAUGCAGCUCCGCAGCCUCAUACCCGCGGUACAGUCCAAAUACAACGACGUCUGGACCUGGGAACAGCACCGUCGCUGCCGCAGCUGACGAUGCGCAGAAGGGAGUCCAACAAUUCCAAAGCUAUAGACGCCGCCGCCACUCCCACCGUACCUGCAACUGCUGCUGAUGCCGUUGCUGCCGCCGCCGCCGCUGCGAAUGGUGGCCGCUCCAAAAUUCCACCAUGGCAACCAGGGCUUGCUAGGGCUGCUUCGGAUGCCUACCGUCGCCCAAAGGGUACAUUGAUGGACUCGUACGAUGGGGAGGAUGAGUCUGCCAAUGAGCAACCUUCGCGCCGUACAAGGAGGAACUCUUCACCCCCAAACCAACCUCGUCGCAGAUUAAUGCAUGGAGUAUAUUCCGAGCCCUCGACGCACAGAUCAGCGAGCGUCUCAUCGUAUGGCGGCGAUGAAGAUGACGAUCACGGCCUCGAGGUGGAGGAGAUACCGCCUGACGGUUCGUCACGUCAUAGCAGACAGCACCUGUCCAGCCGUGAUGAAUAUCUCGAUUCCUCAAGCGAUAGAAACCGCUAUCGAAAGAGAUUUACACCACGGCGAUAUUACUCCGACGACGAGCGAGACUCUGACCCUCCGCUUUCGGCCAGUGAUGUGCCUUCUACUUCGCAUACACGAGAAUCCUCCAGGGUCCGUGAGAGGAGCGAGUCGGCCCAUAAGGCUCAGCGCUAUCAGUUGACGCAUGUCAUUGAAGGUUCACGACCACCUGUUGCAUCGAGAAAAAGCUCCAAUAAUAAGUUGACUAGACGAGCAACAUCAACUGGACGAGACGGUGUAGGGUAUAGAUCGGCAGAAUCGGCCUACGAGGAUCGAGAUCCUAGAAGAUCAUUGAAUACCAUGCGGUCUGUUCGCAGCCUCAACGGCUCGACUUCAGGACCCGCUCGUAUCUUGGGGAAUAUUUUUGGCAAUGCCGCUUCUGGGCCUAUAUCCAGGCCUGUUUCCAGGCCUGCUUCUAGGCCGGCCUCCAGGUCCAGACCUUCAUCGCCAGACAAAUUCUUCAAACUUGAAAAGCAAUCUAAGAUGGAGAAAAGAAAAGGGGUUGAGUGUGUUAUAUGCAUGGAGGAUACUCCGUCGUCAAAGGGAGCGGACCUAAAGUGCGGCCACCGAAUGUGCAAUGCCUGCAUGAAGCGCAACUUUGAAAUGUCGAUUCACGAUCCGCAGCACAUGCCCCCACGCUGCUGCACAAAAAGUCAUAUCCCACUCAAACAUGUGGAUAAGCUAUUCGACAAUGCUUUCAAGAUGACUUGGAACCGCAAGUUUGCAGAGUACUCAACUGGAAACCGAGUCUAUUGCCCAUCAAAGCGUUGUGGUGAAUGGAUCAAGCCAACCAGCUUUUAUCGAGGAGAAGAUGGUAGAAGAGUCGCUCGCUGCGGUCGUUGCAAGACCAAAGUUUGUCCAAAGUGCAGUGGUAAAUGGCACAACUCUACCGAGUGUCCACGUGACGAGGAAACGAACAGAUUCCUCGAUCAAGCAAAGGAGGAGGGUUGGAAGAGAUGUUACAAGUGUAAAUCAAUGGUUGAACUCAAAGAAGGGUGCAACCAUAUGACCUGCCGAUGCGGAGCUGAAUUCUGUAUGAUAUGCGGCACUAAAUGGAAAGGCUGCAGCUGUCCAUGGUUCAACUACGAGAAUGGAACUAAUCCAUGGGAAAACAACCAAGUUCAGGAUUUGAACAUUCCCACUGAAGACCUGAGGAAGAUUCUCCGGGCUAAUAGGCCGAAUUCAAUGGAAGAACUGCGAUCCUACUCAAGGCCCACUUCCUCGAUGCCCGCAACAAGAUCAAAACCUCAGCCUUACGACGAGGAGAUGCACCUUCGCCGGCUGCAAGAGCAGCGUGAUGCCGGAUUUGCAAGGAGACUGCAGGUCUCGGAUGAGCAUGACGAUGAGCAAGAAGAUGACCGCGACUAUGACCGCGACUAUGAUCGUGAUCGUGAUCGUGAUCGUAACCGUGACCGAGAUCGAAAGCGUGAUCGGAAUCGUGGUCGAGAUCGUGAUUGGGAGCGUGAACGAGAGCGCGAGAACCCCUUUGCUCCCAUCACGCCUGAGGAAGAUGAGGAUGAGAUGGAUUUUGGGCUCAGCGGCAGCAAGCAUCACCAGAUGGAAGAUUAUAGACGAACAAGCUUGCCAACUUUGCCUACCGCAGCCUCAGCCGCACAGCCGCCGGCGCCUUACAACAGCUACGUUUCUGGGGUCAACCGUGCCAGGGGUCCGCAGCGCAGUGGUUCAAUGGAGCAGCGUCUGGCUGAUAGGUUGUCAGAGAACCGCCCAGAACGCCGGUCGAGAGGGCCAUCUCCUCCAGCUCCAGCCCCAGCUAUGCGACCCCAUGUACUGCACCCAAGAGAUGCUACCAUUGGACACGCUCCAGAUAUGGGAAUCGGUAUGGCUCUUGGCGCGAUGGGAAGAGGUUCUGCACCACCACCGUCAGCCUAUGCCCCCGUACCGGCGAUGCCCUCGCCCGGAUUGAUGAGGCCGAAUCCCUUUGCAGGAGACGCGUACUAUGAUAAUGCGUACACCACCACGCCACGAUCAGUUCACGAUCCGUAUUACUACGGAAUGGAGACUGCUGAAACCGAGCUUCCCUCUCCCAGGCGCAGAUCACGGCGCAGUGGAGAAGAGCGCGAGAGACCCAAGUCAUCGACUUUGGCAGGAUUGACGGGGUAUGGCCGAGGUGCGCAUCGGGUGUCGGAGUGGAGGAGUUUUGUUGAACCAGGAUUUCCUGAUGAAUAG